ACUGUGCCAUUUUUUUUUUCUUGGUGCACACCUACUACUACAGUCAGGGACCGUUCAAAGUUCGAGCUCCUGCUGCGUCCAUACCGGGCUCCUUCUCACUCUCGUCUUCUUUGUCUAGCCUCCUCCUCUUCACCCUCUCAUCUCUCUUCCGCAUUUGCUCGAACCAUGGCCUUCGAGGACGUCCAGAUCGCCAAGCCCAGUGCUGAGACCUAUAGGGCUCUUGAAGCCGACCUCUGCAACCACUCUGGAAAGGCUCCCUUGCACGAGCGCUUCCGUGCCCUCUUCACCCUCAAGGCUCUUGCUGACAACGAGAGUGUCGAUAUUAUUGGACGAGCUUUUGCGGACGAGUCUGCGUUGCUCAAGCACGAGUUGGCCUAUGUCUUGGGUCAGAUGAAAAACCCUCAUGCUCACGCUGUCCUGAAGCAAGUUUUGUCGACCAUGGAUGAGGAUCCCAUGGUCCGCCACGAGGCUGCGGAGGCCCUGGGAGCCAUUGGGUCAUUAGACUCGAUCCCUAUUUUGGAGGAAUACCUCAAGGAUGAAUCCGUGGUUGUCUCUCAGACAUGCGAGUUGGCCAUUGAGAAGAUCAAGUACGACAACCGCAAGGAAAAGGAGGCCCUCCCACAGAGCUCGUAUUCCUCGAUCGAUCCCGCCCCACCAACCACUGCUGAAGAGUCAACAGAGCAGCUGCGGGCGAUUUAUUUGAACCAGAAGCUGCCACUCUUUGAGCGUUACCGUGCCAUGUUUGCCCUCCGCAACCAAUGCACGACAGAGUCGGUCCUUGCUCUGGCUGACGGAUUCGACGAUCCCUCUGCGCUGUUCCGACACGAGAUUGCAUACGUCUUUGGUCAGAUGCAGCACCCUGCAGCGGUGCCCUCGUUGGUGAAGGUUCUCUCCAAGCUGGACGAGACCAACAUGGUCCGCCAUGAGGCAGCUGAGGCCCUGGGAUCGAUUGCUACGCCCGAGUGCUACCCUAUCCUUGAAAAGUUCCGUGACGACAAGGAGCGUGUUGUUCGCGAGAGUUGCAUCGUUGCGCUGGACAUGUACGAGUACGAGAACAGCGGCCAGCUGCAGUAUGCCGAUGGCCUGAGCAAGUAGAGUGACUCCAGAACAUACUACGACACUGCGUUGUGUUGACAUUGGAGAGCGAAGCGAGGACAAGUGCGGGGGUGAAUGUAUAAUAUAGAGCAGAAAAUAAAAUAAAGCCAAGAUCCGAUCAGC
This is a messenger RNA of Gamsiella multidivaricata, 1218 nucleotides long. RefSeq names its product armadillo-type protein. Gene Ontology annotation, biological process: peptidyl-hypusine biosynthetic process. Lineage: Eukaryota; Fungi; Mortierellomycota; Mortierellomycetes; Mortierellales; Mortierellaceae. The transcript is spliced from 3 exons. Bases 166 to 1095 code for a protein of 309 amino acids. Gene Ontology annotation, molecular function: deoxyhypusine monooxygenase activity. The record is from RefSeq and is a predicted model, not a curated record.